Molecule: messenger RNA, 713 nt
Organism: Kockovaella imperatae
Lineage: Eukaryota; Fungi; Basidiomycota; Tremellomycetes; Tremellales; Cuniculitremaceae
Exons: 1
Coding region: 205-705 (166 amino acids)
Source: RefSeq, a predicted model, not a curated record
CUCUCAGCAUCUUCCUCAUCGCCGUACUCAUUGGGUUCACUAGACUACCAUCGCAGGCUCUCGUGUACUUGUUGUCUCCUCGACCUGAUCAAUCGGUCGAUACAGAAAUUUAGAUACCGACGUCCUCGAACACCUGCCCGAUCCUCCCCUCCAUCAAUCUAGCCUGACCUGUCCUUGAAUCUACCUUGGGUACCACGAAUCACCAUGGACAGGCAACUGGAACCACCUCUGCUGAUCCGUACAGUGGGCCACGCUCAUAGAAUUUCCACUCUUGAUACCUACAACCACUUGUCGUCCUUUAUCAUGCACCUUCCCCCGUCGACUUCUCGCACUCAGAUCGAAAGAGUAACCGACGCCCUCGGUGUAGAAUGUGGAGUCGUCGAUGUCACUGAAGAGGAGAGGAGAGAAAAGGAAAGGGCGAGACGGAGAGAGGAGAAAAGAAAGCUGAAGAGGCUACAAAGGGAAGCAGAGGCUGCUGAGGCUGAGGCGGCAGAAGCAUCGGAGAAGGAGGGAGCACAGGUUGAAGAAGAGGAAGAACGCAAAGAUGUGCUUGACGAAGAGGAUGAGAUGGAAGGCGGGGUAGGAGAUGGCGACGUGACGAUGGACGAUCGAGGCGAUGUCGAAUACGGUGAUGUUGUGGACGAGGACGAGGAUGAGCCUGAUAAUGACGAUCAAGGCUUGGGUCAAGAUGACAGUGACGAAUGAUCAGUGGU